AUGAUGAUUAUUGAGCCAAACAUGGACGAAGGCAGCUCACCAGUCAAGAUUUUGCGCGAAGACCGCCGUAAAGAAGUCAUCAAAGACUUUUUAGUUUUUGAGAGACGACGGACACGAGUACUUUGCCGUACGACAUUUGAGGGUGACGCUGAACCACUGCUGGAAGCAGAGGAGGAGGAGGCGGGCGAUGAUGAGGAAGUUGAAGGGGUGGGGGAACAAUGCCUUGAAGACACCUUUUCCGUGUACUCCACCACGAUAUCGAACAUUUCUGCUGACAUGGCUUCACAGUACUUAGCUGUAAAAAUGAAUUAG
Molecule: messenger RNA, 312 nt
Organism: Caenorhabditis remanei
Lineage: Eukaryota; Metazoa; Nematoda; Chromadorea; Rhabditida; Rhabditidae
Exons: 1
Coding region: 1-312 (103 amino acids)
Source: RefSeq, a predicted model, not a curated record